GAAUUGUUUUUUACUACAAGUCGUAAAAAAUUUAUAUCUCAAAAGAAAGUUUGGGGUCUAAUUGUUCUCUUCCCUUUUUCAACAUCAAAAAGGGAGAGUUGAUCGAUCUACCAGAAGAAUUUGUUCUUUGCUAUCGAUCCGUCCUUGCGUACAAGCAUCGAUCCGUCCUUGCGUACAAGCUAACUCUCAUCGACAGAGAGAUAGAGACGCAGAGGGAGUGAUACAGAACUAGAUUGAGAUUCAGAUGACAGAGACCUCGGCGAGUGGUCUUUCAUGGCGGCGUCUGCUAUUCUUCGCUUCGAUUGGUCUGCACUUCGUCUUAGGUCUGUCCGGUGAUUCCAAGAAUAUAAAUACAGGAGUUAAGGCAGAGUCUCACACUUCUUCCAGCAGAACAGGCACUAAAGUAAUCCUCAUACUGGUCGGAUUUGUGGCUGUAGCGAUGUUCUCCUUCUUCCUAUUCAAGCUAUGGCAGAAGAAGAAAAGAGACGAGCAGUAUGCCCGACUGUUGAAGCUGUUUGAGGAAGAUGAUGAACUGGAGGUUGAGUUAGGCCUUCGAGAUUAAAAAAUGCAAACCUGUUAACAAAGGCCGGAGGUAUGUUUGUGUUCGCUCGUCUGUUCAUGUAAAGAUAACUAUGUUCCUCCCUCUUUUGUUAUCGACAGGCGUUUUACCUUAUGUAGAUGGAAUAUAUACUAUACCCUCGUCACCAUAUCAUCAUCGAUAUUCUCUAGACGAUUGUUUCAUGGCUGAAAAUAAACUACCAAAACUCGUUAAUGUUUAGCUUUCUUAGGUCCAAAUUUUGUACAAUUUAUUUUUCUUUAUUGUGAUUUGCUUUCGUAAUAUUUCAAUAUUUUUCCUUUA
This is a messenger RNA of Eutrema salsugineum, 859 nucleotides long. RefSeq lists its product as uncharacterized. Lineage: Eukaryota; Viridiplantae; Streptophyta; Magnoliopsida; Brassicales; Brassicaceae. The record is from RefSeq and is a predicted model, not a curated record. Bases 245 to 562 code for a protein of 105 amino acids. The transcript has 2 exons.